AUGAUGGCCUCAAUGAGUGCAGAAGAGCUGGCUGAACAGCCUUUCUCCUCACGCGUAUGGGCGAGCGUGGGCCGCGUCAGCAGCACGUACUUGAAUAGAUCUAUUUUAUAUCUGAAGACUCGUUGGCUUGCAUUUUUCGCAUGUCUUGCUUUCUACAUCGUUCGCGUGUAUCUGUUAGCUGGAUUUUUUGUAGUGAGCUACGGACUGGGCAUAUACCUGUUGAAUCUCCUCAUUGGCUUCAUCUCGCCACAGGUGGACCCGGAGACAGACGAGUAUGUUUUACCUGUCCGUGGAGGUGGUGGCGCGCAGGGUGAUGCAGGGGAAUUUCGCCCCUUCUUGCGCCAAGUCCCUGAGUUUAAAGCGUGGGUUUCGGGGAUGCGAGCUUUGCUUAUCGCUAUCGGCAUGACAUUUUUCCAAGUCUUCGACUUGCCUGUCUUCUGGCCCAUCCUGCUGAUCUACUUCAUACUCCUCUUUAUUCUUACCAUGAAGCAGCAAGUAAAGAGAAUGAUAAAGUACAAGUACCUUCCUUUCUCGUGGGGCAAGCAAACCUACGGCGACAUAACCCGCGGCGGCAACAGCGCAGGGCAGAACUACAGCCCUACCAAAGCAUCUGCCACCUCUACAGCUACGGCCCCUUCCUACGUGUCUCAUGAACACUUCGCAGCGACUUACGUCCUCCGAUGA
Molecule: messenger RNA, 684 nt
Organism: Eimeria necatrix
Lineage: Eukaryota; Apicomplexa; Conoidasida; Eucoccidiorida; Eimeriidae
Product: RER1 protein, putative
Exons: 1
Coding region: 1-684 (227 amino acids)
Biological process (GO): retrograde vesicle-mediated transport, Golgi to endoplasmic reticulum; protein retention in ER lumen
Cellular component (GO): Golgi membrane
Source: RefSeq, a predicted model, not a curated record